GAAAAUCAUGCUCGGUGGAUUCGACGCCCAAUCGGAAUAUUAUCCACAAUGGCAUCAACCCUGCAAUUACGUCACCCAGCUUCCUUACGGUCCACUCGGUGGUCCCGAUUCGGACAACCAAUCGAGUUAUUGGGGGGCGGAUUCCGGUAUCUCAGGUGGUAGCUCGGGUGCGGGAAGUCCGACGGCUUCUACGCCACCUUUGAUCGAAGAAAUCGGUGUUCAGGAUUCCAAUUAUUCCGGUCUUCAACAAUACGUGCAUCCGAGUUCAACGAACGGUGCUCCUCAACAUUAUUCGACUAUGUUGUAUCCCCAACAACAACAGCACCAUCAUCAUCAUCACCAUCAUCAUCAUCAACAGCAACAUCAACAACACCAACAACAACACGAACAACGCAGAGAAGAAGAUUUUACGAUGGCCGCCGGUAUUGGUGGGCCAAAUGUUUCGUUGAACAACGUCGAACUUGGAGUUGGCGUCGGCGGAGUUGGCGUCGGUGGUGUUGGCGUCGGAUCACUGCAACAACAUCUUCAAAAUCAACAUCUUCAAAGGGAAGUGAUCCCAUUGGUCAGGCCCAAACGUCGAAAUACAGCCAAUAAAAAGGAAAGGAGACGUACUCAGAGUAUCAACAACGCUUUCGCGGAUUUGCGGGAUUGCAUCCCAAACGUUCCAGCGGAUACUAAAUUAUCAAAGAUCAAAACUUUGAGGCUUGCUGCAUCAUACAUCGGAUAUCUUAUGGCUGUAUUGGAAAGCGACGAAACUGAGGAGCCGCAAACAUUUCGUGCCGAAAUAUUGUCCAAUGCUAGGAGAAACAAAAACGCUCAAUCAAAUCAGAACGAGACGUGUUUGCAAUCAAUUUCGAACGUAUCGCAGGAAGAAUCGUCGAAGAGCAAAGGACGAACGGGAUGGCCUCAGCACAUGUGGGCCCUGGAAUUAAAACAAGAAUCACCGACGAAUCAAAUGCAAUAAAUUUACGCACACAAACAUACCAGCCAGAGCCCCCGCGCGUGCAGAU
Polistes canadensis is the source of this 1010-nucleotide messenger RNA. RefSeq names its product heart- and neural crest derivatives-expressed protein 1-like (gene Hand). The transcript has 3 exons. Gene Ontology annotation, biological process: regulation of transcription by RNA polymerase II; developmental process. Gene Ontology annotation, molecular function: RNA polymerase II transcription regulatory region sequence-specific DNA binding; DNA-binding transcription factor activity, RNA polymerase II-specific; protein dimerization activity. The coding region runs from base 8 to 964 and encodes 318 amino acids. NCBI's taxonomy places the organism in Eukaryota, Metazoa, Arthropoda, Insecta, Hymenoptera, Vespidae. The record is from RefSeq and is a predicted model, not a curated record.